GUAGGUGGAGUUUAAUAUGAUGUUUAGUCUUUUAACAUACUAUUUAGUAUGGUAGUGUAAGUGGCCUAGUAUUAAUGCACUAAAAAAAAAGCUUUUUAAUACAGUCGCUUUGGUACUGUACUGUUUUUACAUACUUUUUAGUAUGGUAGUAUAAGUGGCCUAGUAUUAGUGUGUUUUUAUUUUGUUGUUUUGUUUUGUUGUACCAGCUUUGGUACUGUACUAUUUUUACAUACUGUUUAAUACAGUAUUAUGAGUGGCCUAUUGUUUUGACACCUUAGUACGGUAGUCUUGGUGGUAUUCUUUGUUCUUUAUACUUUUAUACUACACCUACAAUUAGUGUGCAGUUUUAAAAUACUUUUUAGUACACCAGCUUUGGGACUGUAGUGUUUUACAUACUUUUAGGUAUGGUAUUAUACGUGGACUACUAUUUUUCCAUGUUGUUUAGUAUGGUAGUAUAAGUGACAUGCUAUGUGUGUACUGUUUAUUACCGCUACCCUAGGACUGUACUGUUUCUACUUACUAUUUAGUAUGUUAGUAUGUGAGGCAUGCUUUCUUAACAUACUAUUUAGGACAGUUUUUUUUUUUUUUUUUUGCACUAUUUCGUAUGGUAGUAUCUGUGAUCGUGGCUUGACCGGGAUCUUAGGGGAUUUGGUCUUCAGACUGCAUCAUUAGUUUCACUGUUAUUUAAGCUGAAUGACUCAGUGUGACGAAGAGUGAGCAACACUAAAGCAGGACACUGACUGUGAAACACAGCGAGACACACAGCGAGUGUGAGAUGGAGGAAGCGUACACGGCUUUGUAUCAGGAGUUUCUCCGUCUGCAGUUACUGUGUCUAAAACAGGCUGAAAUGUUGCAACACCUCACCGAGGCACUGAGAAGACAACAAGGUGUGGCUCCUGUCUUUAAUGGGGAUUUUGAAGACUUGUAUUCUGAGCCUGUUCGGUACAGACGUGACGGAUUGGGGACGUUCACCCGCGCAGAGGACCAAGCGCAUGCAGCUCACACACACAAACAAGUGGCUCACACACACACCCCUGCUGCUCAAACACCCCCCCCUACUUUACCCCCCUCAGGUAUUACAGGAGAUUCUGCAGUUUCCCCACUUGCUGGAGCUUUGAACAGACUGCACCUGGAGCCUGUGCAGGAGAAGGUGGAGGUUGAUGGAGCGGCAGCAGCGUCAGGAUGGUGUGAGACGGAGGAGCGCAGUAUUCUGGAUGAGUUACGACAGGUUCAGCAGCGCUGGUACAGCAGCCAAACACCUAAACUACAACAACAACAACAACAACGGCGGCCGUGGUCAUCGUCGUUCCUUACCAGCGAGAUGCUGAGCGAGGCGGGCGGGAUGGUGAUGUCUCGCAUCACGCUGCACUCUCAGGUUUGCGAGUUCUGCCACGCUGUGUUUCCCGGACACACCACCACCAGGGGAGAUUUCCUCCGCCAUCUCACCACACACAUCUCCUGACACUUUACACUUGUCUAAGAUAGACGCUAGCAGGUUAUACAGUGCGUCGUAGGUGAGACUGUUACGUUUAAACACAGUUCAUGUUAAAGGUUUUUAUGCUGCAUGAGUCAUUGAAAUCAUUUUACUACAAGCAUUAUGUUUAUUAAGGCCUCUGUUACUUUUAAAAGAACAAAUGUGUCUAAUUAAUCAAAUGUAAAAUGCUAAAUACCAAAAAAGCUUAUCUAUUUAGCUUAAACAGUUUUUGCCAAUUUGAGUUGUAUGAUAUUAAAUCAUAAUUUAUGUGUAGAUUUACUUUAUCACAUGGAGAAAUAAUAUUAUCUUAUACUUAUACUGAACAAAUUUACUAAGCGUAGUACAAUUUCUUUCUGCAUUAAACCAACACUGAGACUACUGUA
This is a messenger RNA of Ictalurus furcatus (blue catfish), 1857 nucleotides long. RefSeq lists its product as uncharacterized. NCBI's taxonomy places the organism in Eukaryota, Metazoa, Chordata, Actinopteri, Siluriformes, Ictaluridae. The record is from RefSeq and is a predicted model, not a curated record. The transcript has 5 exons. Bases 776 to 1462 code for a protein of 228 amino acids.